Messenger RNA from Alternaria metachromatica, 1803 nucleotides. RefSeq lists its product as uncharacterized. Gene Ontology annotation, molecular function: ATP binding; ATP-dependent protein folding chaperone. The record is from RefSeq and is a predicted model, not a curated record. The coding region runs from base 1 to 1803 and encodes 600 amino acids. The transcript has 7 exons. NCBI's taxonomy places the organism in Eukaryota, Fungi, Ascomycota, Dothideomycetes, Pleosporales, Pleosporaceae.
AUGGAUGAGCCGCCGCAUCUCAUCAUUGCAGUCGACUACGGUACCACCUUCACUGGCAAGUAUCGCACACCUCACUUGCAACGAACUUGCGUCGCGUUUUGCGAGACAGAUCCAACAGGUCUUCCUCAAGGGCACACCGAGGUUGUCAACGAUUGGCCUUCACCCGGUACCAAUGUUAGCACGAAUGACAAGGUCCCCUCCGAGAUCUCUUACAAAGAAGAUGCGCAGUUGUGGGGGUUUCAAAUCCCUCCCGACGUGUCACGCCAUCGGUGGUUGAAGCUCCUGCUCCAGAACGGAACCCGAUGUCAAUUCCCAGAAAUGAAGGGGAAGAUCUCGAACGCACCCUGCGAUGCCGAAAAAGAACCUCUCGACAUAAUUGAGGAUUAUUUGCGCAAUAUCAAGCUUCACCUCUUCAAGAAGCUGGACGACCGGUACGGAAAGAGCAUCUGGCGGGGAUAUCCUGUCGUAGUAGUCAUCACGUACCCAUCACUGUGGUCAGCUGCAACGCUUCACCGAUAUGAGCUAGCAAGCCGCAAGGCUGGAUUCUACUACACCGAGCUCGGCAGGUUGGUGAGGUUCGUGCGCACGACCGAGGCUGAAGCGGCGGCGAUCUAUACCAUAAAGACAUUGCAAGGAACUCCCACUGGAGAUAGUUUCGCACUUGAGGACGGAUUGAUGGUCGUUGACAUGGGUGGAGGUACCAUCGACCUUGCCUCCUAUCACGUCAGCCAACUACAGCCAAUCGUUGUCGAGCCAGCUACAGACGGUAGUAGUCGCCAAGGAUGUGGUAACACUGUCGAUAAAGCCUUCUUCCGAUACCUCGAACUCAGUUUGGGAACUGCCAACUUCAUCGCGGUCACCGACCAUACGAGUGAAGAUAUACCCUUCCACAUGCUCGGGAAGAAAGCGACCAGGAUGCUCGAAGAUUUUUCACUGGAGGCAAAAUCCGUCUUCUCUGGCACAGAGAAUUUCUUCAUCCGCUUGCCCGGCCUCCUCGCUGGAAUCGCAGACGACGAGGCGCGAGGUAUCUGCGACGGCGAGAUAGCCAUCACGGCCGAGGAUAUGAAGUCUAUGUUCCAUGAAACUCUCUCAAUUGCGUACGAAGAGAUCGUGAAGCAGAUUGGCGAAGCAAAUAAGAACAACGUGAUCAUCAAGCACAUCUUCCUCGUAGGAGGCAUGGCAGAAUGCCCCUACGUGCUGAGCAAAAUUACCGAGUUCUCCCAAGCCCUGAAUGUGGGAGUGACACGACCAGCUUAUGCAUGGUCCGCCGUAGUCCGAGGAGCAAUAACACAGGGUUUCAAGGUCCAGACUCCAGCAACAACGGAGAACUUGAUAUGCCCUCGUCACUUUGGCUUCACUUUCUCGCCGCCGUUCAUCCAAGGCAGACACCAUGAGGUGGAUGCGUUUGUCUGCGACUUCACGGGUGUGAAGAAGGCCAAUAACCAGAUGGAAUGGCUUCUGAAGAAGGAUCAGGCGCUUGCACCCAAAGCCACGGUGCAUGCCAAAUGGUCGUUCCAGCACUUCUUUUGGUCGGGAGAGUCGAGGGUGAUUAGGAUCGAUCUGUUCGCUUCCAGGGCAAAGAAGGGUCCAGCGCGUGUAGACAAAGACGUUGAGAAGGUCGCCACUCUGAGGGCUGAUAUGGGCCGUGUACCCAUCGACAAGUUCAUUUCACGACAUGUUCCUGGUACCGGCAAACAUUUGAAGCUCGAGUAUGAACUUCAGUUGCUCUACAAGUCGUCUGGCCUAAAGUGCUCGAUUGUUGUCGAUGGCGUCGUCUAUGCGUCCGCGACCAUCACUGCAUAA